AUGCGAUCUUCUUUACUGCCUCGAAGACCGCUGCGGCGUGUCUGCGACGCCUGCAGACAGCAGCAGAGCCGCCAUGCGACUUCAACAACCAUUAACAAUCGGGCUCUCUCUUCUCGCCAACUCACCACGAUAAGACCAACGCCAUGCAAAACACACAUCGGCAAUAGCAACAGCCUAAGUCUUCAGACAAGACGGCCCUUAUCAAGCAGCGCGACAUCCUCGCCCCGCGAACAACAAGCAUCAGCAGAACAGGAAACCACCCAGCCAGCCAACACGGAACAACAAGAAGAAGACGGAAAGAAGCCGAUAUCGCACUACGACCUCUUCCCGCAGACCCUGCCCCAAGGGCCCCCGCCAAAAGGCCGCUUCGCAAUCGACGUGCGCGCCCUCCGCCGCGAAUUCCUCGCUCUCCAGGCCACCGCACACCCGGACCUCGCACCACCGGGGGCGUCGUCGAAGCGGCGCGCGGAAGCAGCCUCGUCGCGGAUCAACGACGCGUACCGGACGCUAGCGGACCCGCUCUCGCGCGCGCAGUACCUGCUGCGGCUGCGGUGGGGCAUCGACGCGGCGGGCGAGGAGGCGGCGCGGGUGGAGGACCCGGAGCUGCUGAUGCUGGUGCUGGAGACGCGGGAGGCGAUCGAGGAGGCGGAGGCGGAGGAGGACUUGGAGGGGCUGAGGGCGGAGAACGAGGCGCGGAUUAGGGAGAGCGAGGAUAGGCUUGCUAGGGCGUUUGAGGAGGAUGAUGGGGAGAGGGCGAGGAGGGAGGUUACGAGGUUGAGGUAUUGGGUUAAUAUUAGGGAUGCGGUGAGGGAUUGGGAGGAGGGGAAGCCGGUUGUGCUGCAGCAUUGA
This is a messenger RNA of Daldinia vernicosa, 849 nucleotides long. RefSeq names its product Co-chaperone Hsc20. The transcript has a single exon. Gene Ontology annotation, molecular function: ATPase activator activity; protein-folding chaperone binding. Lineage: Eukaryota; Fungi; Ascomycota; Sordariomycetes; Xylariales; Hypoxylaceae. Bases 1 to 849 code for a protein of 282 amino acids. The record is from RefSeq and is a predicted model, not a curated record. Gene Ontology annotation, biological process: protein complex oligomerization; [2Fe-2S] cluster assembly. Gene Ontology annotation, cellular component: mitochondrion.